This is a messenger RNA of Acanthosepion pharaonis, 657 nucleotides long. The record is from the annotation of a GenBank genome assembly. Lineage: Eukaryota; Metazoa; Mollusca; Cephalopoda; Sepiida; Sepiidae.
AUGAAGGCCUCUUUGAAUCUGCUGUCAGCGAACAAUUUGGGAACACUUCAUUCUGUCUCUUGCUAUUGUGAUCAUCAUAACGUCGCCUCUGCAUCUGCAUCUCCUCUUACUCUCCACCAUCUCCUCCUUACUCUACCCAUCACUUUCUUACUCUCCACAUCUCUAACUUACUCUCCACGUCUCCUUACUCUCCACCACCUCCUCGUUACUCUCCACCAUCUCCGCCUUACUCUACCCAUCACUUUCUUACUCUCCACAUCUCUACCUUACUCUCCACAUCUCCUUACUCUCCACCACCUCCUCGUUACUCUCCACUAUCUCCUCCUUACUCUUCAAAUCUCCUCUUUACUUUCCCUACCCUUCUACCUUCAGCAUAAACUUCUCUCCCUUCGUCUCAAAUUUCCCAAACAUUUCUGUCUCUCUCUCUCUCUUUUUUCCAACUCCUCUUGUCUCUAUAAGCUUUCUUUACUUCUUUUUUCUAUUUUUUUACUUUUCACAUCCUUUUUCUCUUCUCAAAAUUAUCACCAUUUCUAUUUUUCACCUCGCAUCUCCCACUCUCUUUUCUCUCACGCACUUCCUCUCUUCUUUCAGAUGCUCUCUCUCUCUCUCUCUCUCUCUCUCUCUCUUUCCUUCUCACUCGCUUUUUCCUCUCUCUAA